GGGCGUAGACUCGUCGUCGACGGCGUCCUGGAGCAGCGCAUCGACUCGUCGUCGACGUGAAGGAGGGUCGUCGUGCAGGGUGUGCGGGGCGUGCUGGGUCGCCGGUGGAACGUGUGACCCCACCAAUAGAUUGCUCCCAGAAGGGGACAUCUGUUGAUGGGGUCUCACGCUCAGUUCAAAACCCAUUUAGCGCGUCCCUGCGGAGCUCAAGACACGUCAAGAAUUUUGGCCCCCUCCACCAGACUUCUGACCCCACUGUACGACGGCUGCUGCCGGCUACCUGACCACACUGACGCGGUGCGAGUCGAUGAGUAUUAAACAGUCGGGCCCCGGAUUCUUGAGACCGUUGCGUGUGACACGCUGCUCCACCUUGUGGAAGGAGUCUGCCAGCAGCCGCCCGCGCGCUCCCCCCGGCCGCGGCCCUGUACAGGGAGUAAUUGUACCUGGUCCGGGGUCCUGACACUACCUUCGGCUCGACCCGGGCGACUCUUCAGGGCCGUGCUCCGGGUCUUCCCAUCAUCACGUGACGUCCGCGCUGCCUGGCCCAGCGUCCAGCGCGACAGAGCCUGCAGGCACUGGCUUGCAAUUCUUCUUCGGUUGUAUCAACCCAUUUCUUCCCGGGCUCCUCGCCGUCUUCAACGCCUGCCGACUGUUCAAACUCCUUCGUAACUCAUCACUGUUACGCAGGCGAUUCAACAACGCUGCAGAUUCUGAUCACCGCACGGUCCCCUGCCACUAACCAAUUGCUUACGUGUUCUGCAUGCUGUCCAUCUUCAAGGAACACAAGCCGGCCGCAUUGAAAAUUUUUUAGCCGAUCUCCAAAUUCACGUUGUCAUGGCCCGUCCGGAAGAAACGUCUUUCAGAUGCACAGUCUGCAAUUCGUAUUUCAGCCGCAGGAGUAGUCUCUUGGCCCACCUCGAAACGCACAUUGAAGAGAUGCAAUCGGAGUGCACGGUUUGCGACCGGACGUCCAAUUCAGGAAGUGCUCUCGCUACCGACUUCGGUACCCAUUCAGCUAUAGCUUCCGUUUGCUCAGUUUUUAACAAAGAGAUCGGUAACGAACAGAAUCUCAAGGCGCAUCUUAAAACAUGCCACAGGAGCAAGCUACUCCACAGCAAGGAUUGUAAAAUGGCGUUCAGUACAGGACGUGGACUUGCAAGCCAUCAUAAGUCCCGUCCUGCGGAUAAGCUUUCCGAGUGUACUGUUUGCAACAAAGAGUUCCGCAAACGUUAUCUGACCACUCAUCUUCGAACCCACACAGGUGAGAAGCCAUACGAGUGCUCAUUUUGUGGUAAGGCAUUUUCACACGAUCACAGUCUGAGGAUUCAUGUUGCAACCCAUAAAGAGGAAAAGCCGUUUGAGUGCACGAUUUGCAAUAAGAAGUUACGUUCCAGUUUCGCUCUCAGACUUCAUUUAAGGACCCACACUGGAGUAAGGCCUUUCGAGUGCACAGUCUGCAAGAGGAGCUUUAGACAACGUCCUCAUCUUGUAGCUCACCUCAGAACUCAUACAGGGGAGAGGCCAUACGGGUGCACCUUUUGCAACAAGAAGUUCAGUGACAAACGGAAUGUCGAAGUUCAUGAAAGAAUUCACACGGGUGAAAAGCCCUACGAGUGCUCAGUUUGCUACAAGAAAUUUAAUCAGCAUCCUCAUCUCACCGCGCACCUUAGGUGCCAUAAAGGAGAGAGGCCCUUCGAAUGUUUGGUUUGCCACAAGAAGUUUCGUCAGGUGAGUGAAUUUAAAAUUCACGUUAGGAUACAUACUGGCGAGAAACCUUUCGAGUGCACAAUCUGCAACAUGAAAUUUACUCACGGUAGCGCUCUCAAAGUCCACCUUCGAAAGCACUCACAAGAGGGCCACUUUAAGUGCGCUGUUUGCAACGUAAAAUUUAGACUCAAAAUCGGUCUGAAACGCCAUCUUCGAGCUCACAAGUGAAAGAAGACUCUGGAGUGCAUCGUUUGCAGUAUAAUGUUUUCUGGUGAAGUCAGUCUCAGAAGUCAUCGGAAGAACGGAUAGGAUGUAUCAUUUAAAAACUUGACCUAAAAGAAACGGACGUUUGUUGUGGUUGCUUCAAAUAUCGGUUCAAUUUUAGGCAUAGUCAGACCCUUCUUUAACUAAAUUGAAUCAUUUCAGGACUAAGUUUUGUGCAGAGUAACUAAUCGGAGUAAUCCCUUCGGGGAGUCUUCCUAGGCUUGGAUACUGUUGAACUAACAUUAUGUUUCCUAGAUUACAUGUAAACCAAAAGCAUCGCUUUAGACAUUGUUUUUUGAGUAAUUUCUUUUUAUUAGCCUUUUGCGUUUGAAACAAUCUGAACUUUUUUGUAGUAUCGUUAUAAGUGCAAUCUUAGACAUUUUAUAAGCCACUUCUGUAAUUCCAAUAAAUCAUUUCAAGACAAGAUUUACUAACAAAUCGUUAGUUUGGCUAUAUUGAUAUUGGUUUGUACGAUUAAGGGGAAGAGAGUUAUGUAUAUUUAGACAUUUUUAUGUAUUAAAAUCGAAGUAUUGAGAGCCAUUGGCUUUUUCAGAGUAUCGCCCUCUUUUCUUUAUACAUCCUUUGAUUAGCAAUAAAGUACUAAACUACUGGAA
This is a messenger RNA of Thrips palmi, 2585 nucleotides long. Its product is annotated as zinc finger protein 239-like. The transcript is spliced from 3 exons. Lineage: Eukaryota; Metazoa; Arthropoda; Insecta; Thysanoptera; Thripidae. Bases 835 to 1935 code for a protein of 366 amino acids. Gene Ontology annotation, molecular function: RNA polymerase II cis-regulatory region sequence-specific DNA binding; DNA-binding transcription factor activity. Gene Ontology annotation, biological process: regulation of transcription by RNA polymerase II. The record is from RefSeq and is a predicted model, not a curated record.